Closterium sp. Naga37s-1 is the source of this 2268-nucleotide messenger RNA. Lineage: Eukaryota; Viridiplantae; Streptophyta; Zygnematophyceae; Desmidiales; Closteriaceae. The record is from the annotation of a GenBank genome assembly.
AUGACGUCGUCCUUUGUCACCCGCGCUAUCCGCGCAUCGACCACGCGGCCGGCGGAAGGAGCGCCGGUGGCGGAUUUCGGGGAGGCUGUGCGCGUGGAACGCCAGAGACAAUGGGGGGAAGCGGAAGAUGACACUAUUCGGAGGGGCGCUUCCGCGGGUGCAGAAGCGCAAGACGGAAAUGCGCAAGAAAACGAGCAGACGCAGAAUGACCCGAAUCUACAGAAAGAAGAUGACGGCGCGGGAGGGUCGGUAGAGGCGGGAGGGGUGGAGAGCGAGGAGGGGGAAGAGGCGGGAGUGGAGGCGGGGAUGAUAAUGGAGGUGAACUCUGGUGACGAGGACGCAGCGCGCAUGGCGGCGAAUCUCACGGUGUGGGAAGAAGACUCGUGGGAUGGCGUGCAGAUGAUCGUGCAUAUUAAGGAGCACACGCUGCCCGCGUGCCUGCUGGUGCUGUGCCAGGCGCAGGCGUACGCGGCGCUGCAGCGCAUGGCGCUGGGCGUGCUGUGGGACACGCGCCUCUCGCACCUGCUCCCCCGCGUGCACCUGCGCGACCUCUUCCUCCCGCCCAACCUCCCCCUCCGCACGCGCCUCCCCCCCGGAUGGGCGGGCGUGCAGGGCGGGAAGGUUGUGGCGGAGCGCGGGGGGAAGAAGGAGGAGUUUCAGUCACUGAGGGUGCGGCUGCAGUGUGCGGAUCGGGGGCAUCUCCCGCGGCCCUUCCACUCGCCCACCUUCAACCUGCUCGUCUCUCAGGACGCCGCGCCCCUGCUGCGGCACGGGGUGAGGGCGUGUCUGCACGCGGUGGGGGUGGAGCGGUGCUACAGGGGCCUGCAGCCCACGAGGCACAUCAAGCGCCUGCUGGCACGCGAGAACAUCAAGCGCACCAGAGCUUCUGUCGCCGUGCUCAUAGAGGACCCGCGCUACAGCCGCAUGCGGGUGCCAUCCUGCUCCACCCACACCCCGCUCUCCGCAUGCACAGUCCGGCGACUACUCGCCUCGUACCUCUCGCACCCCGCCAUCGACUUCACCGUCGCAGCAGCCACCGUGCCAGCGCACGCCGUCAUAGCAGCCGACUCCUUCCACCCCUCGCGUGCGCCGCACCUGCCCUUUGCCGCGCUCGUGCGUGGGCUGGACUGCUCGCCCUUUGAGGGCAUGCCGGGCGGGUGGGAGGCGAGGCUCGGGGCGGAGUGGAGUGUGCGGCGCAAGGGGAAGAGUGACCAUGAGUUGACUCUUGCAGAGGCUGUCCGCUGCACUCAGUUCCUGGCGGCAGAGCUGCUCCUGCUAACAGAGGCGCCCAGUCUGCUCUACUCCUUCCCCUCGCCCACAGUCAACCUCAUCAUGGCGCGUGCUGUUGCCCGCACGCCCUCCUUCCACCUCAUGGCGCCCUCGCUCUGCACCGCUCCCUGCCCGCCACCGCUGCUCCAGCAGAAGUUCGCCGAGCACAUGAUCGUUGAUGAGGAGCUGAAGGUGGCGUAUUGUGCGCUGCCCAAGGUGGCCAACACGAGCUGGAAGCUCUGGUUCCGCCUCUUCCGAGUCAAGGGCAACGCCACCGCUGCCUUUGGCGUCGCCCCCCCCUCCCCUGACGAUGCAAACGCCACUGCUGAUGCUUCUUCUGGGGCUGCAGGGGCAGCGGAGAGCAGUGGAGAGGCAGCAGCAGGAGGAGGAGGCGGAGAGGGGGGGUUGAGGCUGGGUGCGCGGGAGUUCAAGGCGAUCCACGUGUCGGAGGGCAACGGCAUCACGGAGCUGAGUGAGCUGGGCGAGCGCGAGGCCGUGCGGUUCCUGUCGCGCCGGGACGUGCUGCGCUUCACGUUCGUGCGCAACCCGUACACGCGCGUGGCGUCUGCCUUCCUCGAUAAGGUCGUCAAGGCCCGCGACUUCCUUAACAACGGCAGCGCUCGGCUGUACUGGGCCCAGGCGCUGUUCAGCCGGGCACCGCAGUACAGCAGGCUGAUGGAGCUGCAUCCAGACGGCAGCUUUUCCUUCCCCGAGUUCGUGCGGCUCACAGAGGAAGCGCUGCAGCACCCACCCACCGACAACCACAUCGACACACAGGUGGAGCUGUGCGCUCUGGACUGGAUCAAGUAUGACUUUGUGGGUCGGUUUGAGAGCAUGAUGGAGGGCGUGCAGUGGGUGAUGCAGCGCCUGGGCACGGAGCAGUACGGAGUAUUUGACAGCGGGCACACGCUGCAGGCCACUGAUGCUGACAAGAGAAUUGCCCGGCUCUAUGACAAGGUGCGUGGGAGAGGCAGGCGAAAGGGUGGGGGAAUGAGGUAG